AUGAAGCUUUCCUGGGGCUUCGCUGCCUCCGCGCUGUACUGCGCCGCCGCCGCAUCCAAGACCGGCCAUGUCUUCACUUUCGACGGCUUCGACGGCACCGACCACCACGCCGCCCCGGCGUCAUCGCCCGUCGACCCUGAAACCGCUCGAUUGAUCCUCGCGCAGCGCCUUGGUCUGUCGCGCUUCCACUCGAUCCACGGCGCCGACGCCGAGGCAAUCAGGAACAUCAACGCAUUUGGAGGGAGACAGCAGAAGCUCUUUGGCGAGCAGGCGGACGCAUCGAGGGCCAAGCUGCUCGUAUGGCUCGAGGACGCCGAGGACAGCCUCGUAACAAAGCUCCGCGAUGCUUCCACUGCCUCGUUUGAGAUAUCGAGCCCCCCCUCUGCAACAGACAACGACCGCCUCAUCGACGACUUCACAACACAGGCCGAGUCGCUGCCAAAGCACGCCGACCCCAAGGCAAAGACCUACUCAGCCAGCAUCGACGCCGACGCUGCCUUCUCUACGCUCAAGAAGACCACCCUCCACAACGAUUACUUGACCCUCUUUCGUGCCGACAAGAAGGAUGACGUUGACCGCGUAGUCCUUCAGGACGCCCUCCCUGGCCUCGCUGCGCGCGGUCUUGAUGUCACCGUUGUCGCCAUGCCGUCGUCGUCUGGUAACUCGAAGCGCCACGUCAAGCCCUACGGCACCUACAAGAUGCCAUCCGUCAUCCAAGCCCGCCGCGACCGCCAGAACCCCGAGGCGCUCCUCUCCCUCACCUCCGAGCCCUCGACCUCCCCCAAGGCUGACUACCCGGAUCUCGAGGACUUCCCCGUCUUCACAUCGUCCAAGAAGAGCAACGGCACGGUGCGCGGCAUUCUGCCCCCCUUCUUCAACUCGCUCGCCUCGUGCGAGAGGACAACACUCAACUGCUCCGGCCACGGCGAUUGUAAGCUCCUGCACAAGGCCCAGGACAAGACGCAGCAGGACCGCUACGGCUGUGCCUGCUCGCCUACCGUUAUCGGCAAGGGCGAGGGCCGCAAGGUGACGACGUGGGCCGGCCCAGCAUGCCAGAAGAAGGACAUUUCCGUUCCGUUCUGGUUGUUUGUUGGCACGGGUGUUAUGCUGGCGUUUCUCAUCUCGACCAUUAUCGGCAUGAUGUACUCUAUUGGAAGCGAGGAGCUGCCGAGUGUCAUUGGUGCGGGUGUCAGUGGGCCUGUGAGGAAGUAG
Molecule: messenger RNA, 1212 nt
Organism: Ascochyta rabiei
Lineage: Eukaryota; Fungi; Ascomycota; Dothideomycetes; Pleosporales; Didymellaceae
Exons: 2
Coding region: 1-1212 (403 amino acids)
Cellular component (GO): endoplasmic reticulum
Source: RefSeq, a predicted model, not a curated record